AUGGGUCUCGCCGUUGCAGCAGUUGUUCGCAAAACACGAACCACACCUUACACGCGGAAACUCGCCGCGGAGGUUGUGCCAGGCAAAAUCGAUACGUUGAUAAACAGUCAAAAUCUCAAGAAUGCAACUGGAUGCAAAAGGACAACCUUUCCUAUAGUCAUUCUGCACGAAACUAUCGAGACUUCAAUUCCAUCCUCCCUGGCAUACACCCUACCCGGUAGUUCGGGAAUUACGCAAGAGGAUAACCGACCUGAAGAACUGGCGAGCCCCAAGCGCCAUAGCCAGCAAAUGAGAGACUUUAAAAGCCGACCAAGCCAUCACGGACGGAAGAACGAGCGGUCGUGGUCUGUCUGGGAUAGGUUUAAAAAUAAAAAUGAUGCGCAGACUGAAGAGUCCAGGUCCUUGGGGUGGGGAAGAGACACAUGGUUCUGGAAACAGUUUGUCGCGUGCCACGGAGGCAACGGAUAG
Molecule: messenger RNA, 468 nt
Organism: Coccidioides immitis RS
Lineage: Eukaryota; Fungi; Ascomycota; Eurotiomycetes; Onygenales; Onygenaceae
Exons: 4
Coding region: 1-468 (155 amino acids)
Source: RefSeq, a predicted model, not a curated record